This is a messenger RNA of Trichoderma asperellum CBS 433.97, 1307 nucleotides long. RefSeq lists its product as uncharacterized. The record is from RefSeq and is a predicted model, not a curated record. Lineage: Eukaryota; Fungi; Ascomycota; Sordariomycetes; Hypocreales; Hypocreaceae.
UUUGUUUCUCCUCCUCCCUGCUUGCUGGUCUCGGAAGAUCCGCCGGCCAGAUGACAUCUGGCGAUCGUGGAGACGGCCAGCUGCGUAUAUAACUGGGCAGCGUCGCCCGUUCGCUGGACCAGAACCUCCUCUUCCUCCAACAGCCUCGACAAUCCAAGCCGCCGCCUCCAACAAGAGCCACGCCAAUCAAGCCUUUCUCACAACAUCAACGCCAACACAACCAACUUCUUUUCAAGAUGUUCUUCACUGCUGCUGUUCUUGGCCUUGCCGGCGCCGCUGUUGCCGCUCCCGCUAACAUCGUGCCCAACUACCCGCCUCACCAGCUGUCCACCGGCUUCCGCCUCGUCGUCAACGUCACCGACAAGGCGCUGGAUCUCAAACCCUCCGUCCAGGGCCUGUACGUCGACAGCAUCCACGUCGGCGCUGGCCUCAACGUGGCCGGUGUUGGACCCAAGGACACGUCCAACAUCUUCUACCAGAACGGCACCGCCGCCGAGUACCGCUACGGCAGAGCCACCACCAUCACCGACGAGGCCACUCCCCUCUCUCCCUUUGGCCUCUCCCUGAGCAAGAACCCCGGCUCUGAGACGCUCUCCUCCGCCUACAUCAACGGCGGCGCUGGCACUCCCGGCGUCCAGAUCUCUCAGUUCCCCGAGCCAUACCUGUUCCUCACCCCCGAGACCUUUGUCAUCUGCAACACCCCCCUCGAGUACUACCAGGGCCGGAAGUUCCUCGUCGUCGAGCAGGCCGCCACCACCGUCAGCUCCGACGGCAAGAUCGAGAAGAACAUCCCCGCCGGCUGUGCUCCCGUCCGCCUCCUCCCUGAGUGUGCUACUCUCGAGACCCUCCCUGCCGGAUCCUACGCCAGCCACGAGUUUGCCCUCGAGACUGGAUGCUACGCUGAUGUUGCCUCCAUCAACUGGAGCCUGUACGGCCCUUAAACGUGUGCUCUUUCUUUGCAUUUAGAAGCGAAUACCACCCAUCUUAUUGAUCGAGCUUUGUUAACGGCGUUGGAAGCGACGGAUAUAAUGGUGCUACAGUGCUGAAUUGCCUAGAUCUAAAGGCGUAUAAAGUAAUGUCUUAAUAUACACAGUAAUACAUUAUACUACCUAUAUACUCUUUGUAUUUUCAUUUCCCCCUCUCUUUGUAGAUAGGUAGUCUCACAUAAACUGCAUUGAUUGUAUGCUUUCUGUGCCUUGAAAUUCGGCCACUCGGAUGUAAGCUCAAAUGUGGAAACGGUAUAUUUCCCAUUUCGGACAUCAAGGUUUACAAGGGUUCCAAAGAGGGUUAAGAAAAUGCUGCCAAGU